CCUCUGCCUUAAAUUUGACAGACUCUUUGACGUCUUUUCUCAAACCUCUCGUCUUCUUCUUCUCCCUCUUUCUUCUUCUCUUCUUCUCCUCCUCGUCGUCGGCAAUAUUAUUCAUCUCUCUUUCUCUCUCUCUCUACUGUAAAUCUACGAGACAAAAACGUUACCAAAAAAAAAAGAAAAAAAAAGCUCUCUCCUUCGUCUCUUAGUGCCUGCCACACACAGAUCUUUCGUCAGAUUUUGAGCGUUGAACAACAUGUCUGGGUCAACAAAAGUAUUGGAUCCUGCAUUUCAAGGAGCCGGACAGAAACCAGGAACUGAAAUAUGGAGAAUCGAGAACUUUGAAGCUGUGCCAGUGCCAAAGUCUGAUCAUGGGAAGUUCUAUAUGGGAGACACUUACAUUGUCUUGCAGACCACACAGAACAAAGGAGGUGCUUAUCUGUUUGAUAUUCAUUUCUGGAUUGGGAAAGACACUAGUCAGGAUGAAGCUGGAACAGCAGCUGUUAAGACAGUUGAACUCGACGCAGUUCUUGGAGGCCGUGCUGUCCAACACCGGGAAAUUCAAGGUCAUGAGUCUGACAAAUUCUUGUCGUACUUCAAGCCAUGUAUUAUACCCUUAGAAGGUGGUGUUGCUUCUGGCUUCAAAACACCUGAAGAAGAGGUGUUUGAGACACGUUUAUAUACCUGCAAAGGAAAACGUGCAGUCCAUUUGAAGCAGGUUCCUUUUGCCCGCUCAUCGCUGAAUCAUGAUGAUGUGUUUAUCUUGGACACCAAGGAAAAGAUCUAUCAGUUCAACGGUGCGAAUUCAAACAUUCAGGAGAGAGCCAAAGCUUUGGAAGUUGUUCAGUAUUUGAAAGACAAGUAUCAUGAAGGAACUUGCGAUGUUGCUAUUGUUGAUGAUGGAAAGUUAGAUACAGAAUCAGAUUCUGGUGAGUUUUGGGUCCUCUUUGGUGGUUUUGCUCCAAUAGGAAGGAAAGUUGCUAAUGAUGAUGAUAUUAUCCCUGAGUCAACUCCACCUAAGCUUUACAGCAUCAAUGAUGGUCAGAUGGAGCCUAUAGACGGUGAUCUAACCAAGUCUAUGCUGGAAAACACUAAAUGUUACCUCUUGGACUGUGGCGCUGAGGUCUUUAUUUGGGUUGGCCGAGUAACUCAAGUGGAUGAGAGGAAAGCUGCUAGUCAAUCUGCUGAGGCUUAUCUUGCUAGUGAAAACAGGCCAAAGGCGACACGAGUCACCCGUGUUAUCCAAGGUUAUGAGUCCCACUCUUUCAAGUCUAACUUUGACUCUUGGCCAUCUGGCUCAGCCGCUCCUAGUAAUGAAGAAGGACGAGGAAAAGUCGCUGCUUUGUUGAAGCAACAAGGUGUUGGGCUUAAGGGCAUUGCGAAAAGUGCACCAGUGAAUGAGGAUAUUCCACCUCUGCUUGAAUCUGGUGGAAAGUUGGAGGUUUGGUAUGUUAAUGGCAAAGUCAAGACUCCGUUGCCUAAAGAAGAUAUUGGCAAGCUCUAUUCUGGGGACUGCUAUUUGGUCCUUUACACUUAUCAUUCUGGUGAUAGGAAAGACGAGUUUUUCUUGUGCUGCUGGUUUGGAAAGAAUAGCAUUAAGGAGGACCAAGAAACAGCACUUAGACUGGCGAAUACAAUGUCAAACUCGUUAAAAGGAAGACCUGUGCAGGGUCGUAUCUACGAGGGUAAAGAGCCUCCACAGUUUGUUGCUCUGUUCCAGCCUAUGAUUAUCCUAAAGGGUGGUUUGAGCUCUGGGUACAAGAACAGCGUGGAAGAGAAAGGUUCAGCAGAUGAAACCUACACACCAGACUCAAUUGCACUGAUUCAAAUAUCUGGAACGGGAGUUCACAAUCAUAAGGCACUUCAAGUUGAACCGGUGGCAACAUCUUUAAACUCUUACGAGUGCUUCCUACUGCAAUCUGGUACUUCCAUGUUCCUUUGGCAUGGAAAUCAAAGUGCGCAUGAACUGCUGGAACUAGCUGCUAAAGUUGCUGAGUUCUUGAAGCCUGGGAUGACUCUCAAGCAUGCCAAAGAAGGAACAGAGAGCUCAACCUUUUGGUUUGCUCUUGGAGGAAAGCAGAGCUUCACCAGCAAGAAGUCAGCAUCUGAGACUGUCAGAGAUCCUCACUUAUACUCAUUUUCUAUCAACAGAGAGAUUUACAACUUCGCUCAAGAUGACCUCUUGACUGAGGAUAUAUAUCUGCUUGACACUCAUGCUGAAGUUUUCGUCUGGGUUGGUCAAUGUGUGGACCCCAAGGAAAAGCAAACUGUGUUUGAGAUUGGCCAAGUAACUUUCAUUCCCUACAGGUUUUGCUUCUCUCUGUUUUUGUUGCUCAAUGUGAUAGUUUAUAUGCAGAAAUACGUUGAACGUGCUGGAUCCUUGGAAGGCUUGUCUCCUAAAGUUCCACUAUACAAAAUCACUGAAGGGAACGAACCAUGCUUCUUCACUACUUACUUUUCUUGGGACUCCACUAAAUCCAUUGAUAAGUCUAGCGGUGGGAACCAAGGACUAAGGCAAAGGGCUGAAGCACUAGCUGCCUUAAAUUCUGCAUUUAACUCUUCUGGUAGCAGACCAGCCUAUUCGAGCCAGGACAGAUCAAGUGGAAGUCAAGAGGGCCCAAGACAAAGAGCUGAAGCUUUAGCUGCAUUGACAUCCGCGUUCAGUUCUUCUUCAUCAUCAACUAAAUCUCCUCCACCACCGAGGCCAGCAGGAACGAGCCAGGCAUCACAGAGAGCAGCAGCAGUGGCUGCUCUCUCACAGGUUCUCGUUGCUGAGAAUCCGAAAUCAACUGAUACCUCUCCUACAAGAAGAUCCACUAGCUCCAACCCAGCAGAUGAGAAUGAUGAUCAAGCAGAUGAGUCACAAGAAGCUGGUGAUGAAACCAAGGUAGAAGAGGAAGUUUCACCUGCAGUAGAGGAGCCAGAAGCAAAGCAAGAGGAAACAGAGGAGCAAGAUGAUUCUGUUAUAGACUCAAGUGGUGCAACUUUCACCUAUGAACAGCUGAGAGCUAAAUCUGAAAACCCUGUGACUGGAAUCGAUUUCAAGCGCAGAGAGGCUUAUCUAUCUGAAGAAGAAUUUCAAAGUGUGUUUGGGAUGGAGAAAGAAGCAUUCAACAACUUACCUCGUUGGAAGCAAGAUCUGCUCAAGAAGAAGUUCGACUUGUUCUAGACACUCCUACUCCUACUCCUACUCCAAUGCAAAAGAAAAACAUCUCAAAGAUCUUUUAUUACACACUCCUGCAGUUCAGUUUAUACUGAAAAUGGUUUUAUGUGGUCAGUCAAUUUGUUGUUGGUUGUUUGAAGAGUGUUCUUUUAUUUGUUUCUCUUCUUCAGUAUUAUUUACCUUGACUGAUUUACUUCUCUGUCAUGGGUUUGGUUUUGGACUUGGUUCUUAAUAUUUUCAUACAACACAAUGAGGUGUUCUUGUAAUGACGAUGACAGAUUGUUUUACCCGAGACAGAUUUGUGAUUUGUGGGUAAGAUAAUUCUUUGAUUUGGAUCUUCCAUUGUUGUGAUAUUUAAAGAACAUGUUUAUUUGAUGCUGAAGCUUUAUGCAUAUGUUUAUAAGUGGUUUGGUUUGUG
This is a messenger RNA of Eruca vesicaria subsp. sativa (arugula), 3578 nucleotides long. NCBI's taxonomy places the organism in Eukaryota, Viridiplantae, Streptophyta, Magnoliopsida, Brassicales, Brassicaceae. The record is from the annotation of a GenBank genome assembly.